AUGUCAUUGUAAAUUUACCCUUUUUGUACACUCUUAAAUUCUGCUUUUUUAGGAAUCGAGUUACCCCUAGUCAUUAUACAAACAGCAUUCAGACCUAGUAAAUUACGAAUUUCAAUCAAACACAACCGAAUUUCAUUUCAAAUAACAGAGCGCCUUAUUUCUCAGCAACUUAACAGAUAAAUGCUGAUAUUCAUUCAGGGGUAAAUGUCAACGGACAUUAAAAUCGUGCUGCAGCAUCAGCAUCAGUUAGAUGAUCAAAAGAUCUUUAAUCGGAUAACAAAGAUGAAGGUAAUAAAUUUUCAAGUUAUUUUUAUCAAAAAAUAUUCAGAUAUUGAAGCUAAGCUGAGACAGUUUGUGACAUAAGUACCUCAAGGUACAGACCCCACACGCCCUUAGAUCAAUGUUAACAUGAAUUACUAGCCUCCAAUGAUAAAAGGUAAUCAAGUCAAUAAACAGUAAUAUCCUCAUACUGCUUACUCCUAGUAAAACUCACCUUAACAACCUAAAUUUGGAAGACAAUAGGGUUUUCUUGGCCCACAGAUGGAAAUCUGUAAAGGUAAAAAGACACUUAUGCUUGAUUUGGAUGAAACACUGGUUCACAGUUAGUUCAAGCAAGUUAAGAAGCCAGACUAUACUAUUCCUGUUGACAUUGAAGGAAGACUGUGCAACAUAUUUGUAUUGAAACGACCAGGGGCUGAAUACUUUUUACAGCAACUAAGUAAACACUAUGAGUUAGUGAUCUACACAGCUAGUUUGUCUAAGUAUGCAGAACCUUUAAUGGCAAAGAUGGAUACAGGAAAUUGGUGCAGUUAUAGACUCUUUCGUGAGCAUUGUACAUUUGUUAAUGGGGUGUUUGUAAAAGAUCUCUCUUUAUGCGGCAGGAAUCUGAAAGAUACCAUAAUCAUUGAUAAUUCACCAACCUCCUAUAUGUUUCAACCUGAAUGUGCCUUACCAAUUUUAUCUUGGUAUGAUGACAUGAAGGAUCGAGAACUAUAUGAGAUGAUACCACUCUUGAUUGAACUCUCCAAAAUAGAUGAUAUACGUGAUGUCAUUCCAAAGUUUGUCAGGAAUAAUUAGAUCGAUUAUAAUGUAGCUUUCAAAGUUAUUUCAGCUACUCUAUAAAGAUAAAUAAAUCAAGAAUAGUAAUAAUAGAUAAAUACUGACUAAUCAGAACUAAGAUUAAGCCAAUAGCCUUCAUAAAACACUGAUAUAAUCGAAGAAUAGCAACAUUAAUAGCAAUCAAAGACAAUAAGAAGCAGCAUUCAAUCUCAAAAGGAAUAAAAGUAUCACAGUGUGCAGCCAAAAGCAGGAAUUAAUCACCAAAAAUUAAGAUCUGUUGAUUUAAAGUAGCCAUUGAUAAAUCCCUGGACAAAGAACUAAUAAAGAACAGCAGAUAAUAUUUAAGUUCUUAAAGAGCAGUAAAGUCAUAAAAGAACAAAUAGCUUUUAGAAUGAGCAAACAAUGAAUAAUCAGCUUGUUUCAUCUUCUCUUCCUGCUCCACCAGUCACUAAUAUUACCAACAUUAUUUACAACUUCAAUUUAACUCCAGCACAAUAAUAAUUAAGAGAGCAACAAGAAUUGAAAAAUUCAACCAGAAGACCUCAAACAUCUAAAUAAAACUUAAAUAGAGGAGAUAGUGCUGAAAUAAAACAAAAGGUAAUGCCUCCAGAGAGUUCAAGUCAACUAGCUAAAACAAAGGACUCCUAUAGAAAUAAACUAAAUACCUUGGACGUACUAAAAUCUGAGCUUUAAAAAGAGGAACUAAUGUAUAGUGAUGGAGGUGUUGAAAGAUUAGGCUAUACUGGUUCUAAGUCACCUAACAAUAAGAAAAGACCUUAAACUGGAAGUGUGAAUAGUCGAAUCUAACCGGGAUAUAAGACUUAAAAGAUCGAAGUAGGUUAGCAUCAAAUGCUUAUUAAUGGAACUGGAGAAAGAAGAAGUCAUAGUGGCAUUAAUAAUGUAAAAUAAUAGUAAAAGGGCAAUAGUUAAACUCCCAAAAAUCAACCUAUUUAAGGUUUGAGUCAUACUUAGAAGCUUCCUUCAACUACAUAAAAUAUUAUGAUGCAAAAUAAUGCUCUUGCAAAUCAAGCUAAGUACUACCAAAAACUAAUUUAAGCUAAUGAAGCUAUGUAAUAUACUGAAGGAUCCCCUUAAACUCCAUAAAGAAUAGGAACAGGUUAGGGCCAUUAGCGAGGCGAUUCAUAAGGAUAAGCAAGAUAAAGAUAAAUAACUCAUCCAUCUUAAGCUUAGCAAUUAAAGCUAAAUCCAGAUCAAGUUUAGUUUAGACCAUAGAUGAAUAAUCAAAACUCGAGUAUCACUCCCUCUAGUAGGAAGCAGCCAAGAAGCUAUAGCAGCUCAAAUAACACUGGAAUUAUAAAUCCAGGCAUUUAAAAGGCUCCCAACAUCAUAAUGCUCGAAAAUCAAAAAUAUCAAAUGAAGAACUAUCAGUAGCACACUCCAAAAUAGAAACGCGAGGAUUCAAACACAUAUAACUAUAGAGAAGAGGCAGUAUAAAAUCAGAUGAUUUAAUAAGAAAUGAUUAGAGCUUAGCAGAAGGGCGGUUAACUUGCACUUUCCGAGAAAUAUGCUGCUCUCCUGAAUAAAAAUCUUGAAGACACUUCUAAUUUAGCUAAAACACUUAGGAAUACGUAAGCACAUCUCUAUGAUAAACUGAGGACAAGUCAUCAAAACGCAACAUAAUUCAUUCAGAGAGAUGAGACAAUGAAUGCUUAAAACAUGUCUCCUAAGUAGAAUUAGACUGCUGGCAUUAAAAGCAAUAGAAUAGUGAACAACUUAAACGCUACUGAUAAGCUUAAACUUGAUUAUAGAUUGACCGAUUAUAACAACUAAUAAUAGUCUUAGUACCAAGGAAUAUUCAUGAAUUUUUCGUAGACACCUUAAAGUUAAGUAUUCGCCCCGACAAAUCAAAACUAACGAUACAGUGGAAAGUAAGCUAGUAACAGGUAAUCAAAUCAACCUUCCUAUAGAGCCUCGAUUAAUACCAGAGCAGGAGGAUCAUCUGGAAGCAGUGGACCGAACUUUGGCAUCCAAGGAACAUCCCCUUUGAACGGCCAUGCAAAUCCUAAGAACAGCAAGCAAGGUUUUGAAAUCACCUAAAAAUUUGAUAAAAAUGAACUUUCAAGUUAUUAAUAAGAUGGGAGAAGAUGA
This is a messenger RNA of Stylonychia lemnae, 3168 nucleotides long. NCBI's taxonomy places the organism in Eukaryota, Ciliophora, Spirotrichea, Sporadotrichida, Oxytrichidae. The record is from the annotation of a GenBank genome assembly.